UUCUUCCUCCCCCAUUUUGCAUCCUCUACUCUCAAAGACCCAAAUUCUACCAGGUCCGUACAUCUUCUUUCGCUUUUAAACCCUUUUCCUAUUUAGGGUUUUCAUAAAGUUCCUACCUUUAUUGUGUAUCUUCAAAAUUGCUCAAUUCACUUCCCUCUUCACUUGAUGAACAAAGACUGGCUUUCUUAAUUAUCAAGGGUCAAUCUGAAUUUGAUGGCUGUGAUAUUUUGGGGGCUGGUGCAGUUUUGGAAGAUUUAUCUGCUAUUUCCCGUUUGAGUUUGGUCUUUUUUAUUCUCAGAGUUGUCCGAAAUUAAAUGACGCUUAUUUCUCAGUUUUAUUGGCCAUAGCACUUGCUGUCGGGUUGUGAAAUCUGGAUUUUUGAUGGAAUGCAAUAAAGAAGAGGCCUUAAGGGCCAAGGUCAUCGCUGAAAAGAAGAUGGAAAGCAAGGAUUUCACAGGGGCACGUAAAAUUGCCCUUAAGGCUCAGCAACUAUAUCCUGAUCUGGAGAAUAUCGCUCAAAUGCUUGUUGUUUGUGAUGUGCAUUGCUCUGCUGAGCAGAAAUUUUCUGGUGCUGCGAGGGACUGGUAUAAAAUACUUCAGGUUGAGGUGACAGCUGAUGAUGCAACAAUUAAGAAGCAAUACAGGAAAUUUGCUCUCCAGCUUCAUCCUGACAAAAACAAGUUUGCUGGUGCAGAAGCUGCAUUUAAGCUGAUUGGGGAAGCUCAAACAGUGCUUUUGGAUAGAGAAAAACGAACUGUGUUCGACAGGAAUGUGCACAGGUUUCCAAUGUAUAGAAAUGCUAUGCCAUCUCAUCAUCAGCAGCAGGGUCAGAGAAAUUUUAAUCCUGUAAUGCAAACGAGUGUCAGGCCGGUUUUCACAAACUUGAAUCCUCCGCAGCAACAACCGUCCAGGCCCCCAUCUCAGCCAGGGCCAGGGGUUAAUGGUGGCCGAUCUACUUUUUGGACUGUUUGCUCCUUUUGUUCCCAUAGAUAUGAGUAUUACAAGGAAGUCUUAAAUAGAUCUCUUCGCUGUCAACAUUGCAAUAAGCCCUUCAUUGCAUAUGAGGUGAAUAUCCAAAGUACAACUCCAACAACUAAUUCAAGUCAGCAAGCUUUUGGCCAGCAGAACUAUGGUCAGAAUCAGGGUGCGUUUAAGGCUGGUGUUGGAUCUCCAGUUAAUUUGCAUGCUCAACGAUCCAAUGCGGAAUAUUAUCAGAAAAAAGCCACUACUUCUAAUGCCUCUGUAAAGCCAAAUGGAAAGAGAAGGAGGAAGCAGGCAGCAGAAUCCAGUGAAGAUUCUAUAGGCAGCACUGACUCUGAUGAUGAAGAUGAUAUACUUAAUGGCAAUGAUGGUUUUCCUGAUACUUCUUCUUAUCGAGAAGAGCAACGACGUAGAUCUACCCGGCAAAAACAUCAGGUUUCCUACAAGGAGAAUAGGAGUGAUGACGACGAUGAGGAGUCCUUUCACGCUUCAAAACGGGGUAAGGGGAGUGCAUCACCAUGUGCUAGUGGUGAAACUAGUGGGGAGGCAGCUAAAUUGAACAAUCAAAAUGGCUUGGCUGCUGAUCUGAAAGAUGAUCAGAAAGGAGUAAAGCAGAAGCAAAAUAAUUAUGCUGAGGAUAACUUAGAAAAUACAAAUGUGGAGACCAAAGGGAGAGGAAAAGAUGCACCGGGCAGCUCAAAGAUAGAUGUAGCUUCUGAACGUUUAACCUCAAAAUCCACAAACGGUCCAGAUGUUUUUGUUUACCCUGAUCCAGAGUUCAGUGACUUUGACAAGGACAAGAAAGAGGAGUGUUUUGCUGCUGGGCAGAUCUGGGCCAUUUAUGAUGAUAUAGAUGGCAUGCCUAGAUUCUAUGCUACAAUCCGUAAAGUUUUCCCCCCUGGAUUUAAGCUGGAGAUAACAUGGUUUGAGCCAGAUCCGGAUGAUGAUGAUGAAGUCAAAUGGUCAACUGAGCAACUGCCAAUUUCUUGUGGGAAAUAUAAACUUGGUAGCACUGAAACUACUGAAGAUCAUCUGAUGUUCUCCCAUCUAGUCUUAUGCCAAAAGAUCGGGCGCUCUAUUUUUAAAGUGUAUCCGAGAAAGGGAGAAACCUGGGCUCUUUUUAAAAAUUGGGAUAUCAAAUGGUACAUGGAUGUGGAGUCUCAUCGACAGUAUGAUAUGGAGAUUGUUGAGAUCUUGUCAGAUUAUAUUGAAGGUGUGGGAGUAGUUGUUUCAUACUUGGCUAAGUUGAAAGGUUUCGUGAGUCUCUUCUGUCCAACUAUGAAGGGGGCUAAUCACACAUUUCAAAUUCCAUCAGUUGAUUUAUUCAGAUUCUCUCACAGGAUUCCAUCUUUUAAAAUGACUGGUCAGGAAAGAGCAGGUGUCCCUGUAGGAUCUUAUGAACUUGAUCCUGUAUCUUUGCCGACGAACCUGGAGGAGAUUGAUGUUCCUAAAGAUUUUGAAGUGAAGGUUGGCCAUACUCCAUCUGUUGGGAGGAGCACAAGAUCUUCAAAUAUGAUGAAGGGAGAUGCAUCCACUGACAAGGUUAAACUGGAUAAAAGCGAUUCAGCAGAGGUGACAAAGGAUCAUGUUUUUCGUACUAAUGAUGGCAGUCCAUCUGUUGGGAGGAGCACAAGAUCUUCAAAUAUGAUGAAGGGAGACACAUCCACUGACAAGGUUAAACUGGACAGAAGAGAUUCAGCAGAGGUGAGAAAGGAUCCUGUUUUUCGUAUUAAUGAUGGUAGUCCAUCUGUUGGGAUGAACUCAAGAUCAUCAAAUAUGUCGAAGGGAGACACAUCCACUGGCAAGGUUAAACUGGACAGAAGCGAUUCAGCAGAGGUGACCGAGGAUCCGGUUUUUCGUAUUAAUGCUGGUAGUGGACCUUUGGCUUCAGUCCCGGUCCCAGGAACUAUUGAAAUUCCAGAUCCUGUGUUCUUUAAUUUUGAUAAGGAAAGGUCCCUUGGAAGGUUUCGGAUUGGUCAGAUUUGGGCAUUUUAUAGCGAUGAGGAUGGCCUGCCAAAAUACUAUGGUCUGAUUAAAAAGUUAAGGACUGGCCCGGAUCUAGAGUUGCAAGUUACUUUUCUUACUAACUGCUGGCUGCCAGAGAAAGCUAUUAGAUGGGAAGAUAAUAAGAUGCUCAUUUCCUGUGGAAGAUUCAAAAUCAAAGCUGGUGCUCGUCCCUGUCUGUAUUCUGACCUUAAUUCUGUUUCACAUCUGGUGCUUGCUAGUACUGAAGGUACCAAUAAGGAAUAUGAAAUUUUUCCAAAGAGAGGUGAAAUUUGGGCACUGUAUAGGAAAUGGACAGCUAAAAUAAAACCUUCUGACUUGCAAACGUGGGAGUAUGACAUAGUGCAAAUUCUUGACGUUAAUGAUUUACGGAUAGCUGUUGUACAUUUGGAGUUGGUAAAAGGUUUCCCUUCAGUUUUUAAAGUCCAGAAAAAUGGAGGAUCAGCUGUGACCAUGAAGAUCCCCAAGGCAGAGUUGCUGAGGUUCUCCCACCAAAUCCCCGCAAUCAAACUGACAGAAAAACAUGGCUCUGUGAAAGGUUGCUGUGAGCUUGAUCCAGGAGCACUACCAAUGCAUUAUUUUAGCCAAAAGUGAAAUGUGGAUUGAGCAACAAGUGAAGAAAGAAGCCUUGAGUUACUCCUGAAUAUGAACUUCCAGUGUAUGAAAAUAUCACUGUUUAGCAACAUUUGCUACCCUGAUAGCAUUUUUGAACUCUAUCUUUUUUCUAAUUUAGAUUAAAACAUGUUUCUGUACAAUGCUGCAGUUCUUGUACAAUUGCAGUUGAUAUUUUAGCACCUGGGUCCUCCAAAGGUAUUGGUGCAUCUAUCUCUUGAAGCAAUGAGGUUAUGCUAGUUCUCUGUUGCA
Lotus japonicus is the source of this 3849-nucleotide messenger RNA. RefSeq lists its product as uncharacterized. The coding region runs from base 382 to 3579 and encodes 1065 amino acids. The record is from RefSeq and is a predicted model, not a curated record. The transcript has 2 exons. Lineage: Eukaryota; Viridiplantae; Streptophyta; Magnoliopsida; Fabales; Fabaceae.